AUGCUUCACAAGGCGAUGCUUCGGGAACGUGUGGGCAAACGCGUGGAGGCGGCCGACGUGGACUUCGGGGCCUUCAGUUGCGUGCACUUCUGGAUCGAGGACCGGGGCUUUGGCUCGGAGGUGAAUAACUUGGUCUCGGCGGCCAUCGCCUGCGAGGAGCACGGACUGGCCUGUGUGGUGGAGGAUGAAGUCUGGAACUCUGGGCGGCUGCACACCUAUUUGGAGGCUGAGCCGCUGAUUUUGCGGCGCUGCCCCCAUGCGGUCUGCCGGCCCUGCGAUGUACGCCGCGACCGGAGGGUAGCGACACCAGGUUGGUUUGCCGUUUGCAAGCACGCCAGUCGCGUACCCUUCGCCAAGAAGUCCAAGUACAUGCGGCGCAUUUGGCGCUAUACCAGCGAGACCAAGAAACGGAUCGAGAGGCUCAACGAGGAGUUGCGCUUGCCGGAGUCCUUCAUCGCUGUGCAGAUCCGCCGGGGCGACAAGGUGGCCGGCAAUCGCAAGGAGAGUGUCUCCACCACAGGACGGGACUUUGCUCGAGAAGCGCUGAAGCAUGUGACAGCUUCCUGCUCGGUCAUCGUGGUGUGCAGCGACGACCGCUCGGCGGCCGAGGAGCUCGCCCAGGCGGUGCUCCUCACACGUGGCGGUGGAGCUCCUCGUGCCGAGGUGCGAUGGCGCCAGCGGGAAGACGUGCCGGAACAUCUGCGGAAUGGUCAUUGGCAGGCGGAUUACAACGCCCUCUCGGCCAAGCAGCGUGUGGCAAUGACCCACGAGUUCUUGGCAGACGUUGAAGUGCUGCGUCAGGCGAGCGUGUGCGUGUGUACCUUCAGCAGUAAUGUGGGGCGUUUGGUCGCACUGCUGAGAGACGGCCCCACCGUGUCCAUGGACAUCGCCGAGUGGACCAACGACUAG
This is a messenger RNA of Durusdinium trenchii, 909 nucleotides long. The record is from the annotation of a GenBank genome assembly. NCBI's taxonomy places the organism in Eukaryota, Dinophyceae, Suessiales, Symbiodiniaceae.